AAAAGUAAGUAAGGCUCUGUUUGUUAGUCAGUGAGAGAGAGAGAGAGGGAGGGAGAGAGAGAGAGAGAGAGAGAGAAGGGAAGCCCAAAGAAAUGGGUAAGAGUAAGAUAGUAGAGAAGAUGAAGAAGAAGAAAGGAAGACCUUCUUUAUUAGAUCUCCAAAAACGCUCCUUAAAAGAACAGCAGAACCACCAGCAGCAGCAGCAGCAAAAGAAACGCAUACAUCAUCAUCGUCAUCGAAACGUUUCGCCCUCUCAUUCCAGUUCAAGCAUUUCAACAACAACCACCCCUAAUUCUUCUCAAAAUCACAAAUCUGCCACCACCACUACAGCUCCUCCACGUCGAUCCGCUCGCCGCAACCCUACCAACGACGACAGCUGCCGCGACUCCUCUGAUGAUGAGGACAUCGCAGAAUCAAACGGAAAGCGCCGCCGCGAGAAGAAGCUGAAGCUGGUUCUCAAAUUGCCCAAAUCAGACACUAAUUCGACGUCGUUUAACUCGUCUGGAGAGGAAUCGAACGGUGAAGAAGAGAAAAAUACGGCGUCAAAUAAAAAGAAGAGGAAGAUCAAUGGAUCUGAGAGUGAAAAGGGAGAUCAGAAGUCUACAACUGGAACAAACCCUACAAGCAAUGUCAAAGAUUCUGGACCCUCAACACCUUUACCUGAUAAAAAGCUAUUGCUGUUCAUCCUGGACAGGCUUCAAAAGAAGGACACGUAUGGCGUGUUCUCCGAGCCAGUGGACCUAAAUGAGCUUCCAGAUUACCUUGAAGUCAUUGAGCAUCCCAUGGAUUUUGGAACUGUCAGAAAGAAACUCUUGAAUGGAGCUUAUGCCAGUUUGGAACAAUUUGAGAAAGAUGUUUUCUUAAUAUGUACGAACGCAAUGCAAUAUAAUGCCCCAGAUACCAUAUAUUUUCGACAGGCACGAUCCAUACAAGAGUUGGCAAGAAAGAACUUUGAAAAUUUAAGGCAAGAUACUGAUGAUAACGAGGCAGAACAUAAAGUUGUAAAAAGAGGGAGGCCACCUUCAGAGAAUUUAAAAAAAUCACCAGGCAGGCCUUCACUAGACCCUGCUGGUUCUGAGUUUCCCUCAGGUGCGACUCUUGCUACAGGUGGAGAGAAUAGACCUUCAGAGAAGCCUGGUUUUGCAGAUUCUUCAGAACAAUUUCAUGGUUCUCGCAAUGAAGCUUAUUCGCUGACUGAAAACAGAUUUGAGAGGCAUGACGAAACUGCAGGUUCUGCACUUAAAGGUAAGCAUGGUAAGAAGCCUUUGGCAAUUGAUGAGAACAGGCGUAACACUUAUAAGCAAUUCCAUCCUUCUGCUGGUGGACGAGCGCCAUCUGUGCUGACUACUUUUGACGCAGAAAGGAAGCAGCUAGUUGCUGUGGGACUUCUGACAGAGCAUGGUUAUGCAAGGAGCAUAGCACGAUUUGCUGCGAACAUUGGACCUUUUUCCUGGACAAUUGCAGUUAAGAAAAUAGAGAGGUCUUUAGCACCUGGAAUUAAGUUUGGUCCUGGAUGGGUUGGAGAAAACGACAUCACACCACAAAGGCCGUUAUUUUCUUCACCCCCUCCAAGUCAGCCGGCACUGCCACCACUACCACAAAGGCCCUUCUCUGUUCUUGAAAGUUCAGCUGCUAAUGCCACCCGUUGCAAUGUUAAAUCAAAAGAAGAGAAAUUGUCAGUGAAACUUGAGAAAGAUGUUUUAUCAGAGAAGAAGGUGCCUUCUACUCACUUGUCAGAUACACGUUUAACUCCUGUUCCUCCAUCCACCUCAAUGACUACCUCCUCUGCUGCCAAUAAAUCUGAACCUUGCACAGAAAGAGCAGAAGCACUUGCGAAAUUGAAUUCCCAUUCUGCAUUUAAUGUGCUGAACAGUAGUACGGGUGUGGCAAGGCAAAGACCUCCAUUUCAGCUUCAUCAGAACCCAGCCAUUCACCCUGGCAUGAUUGGAUUCAAUGCCACAUAUGGGUUUAACCUAGCAGCAGCCCAAAUGGGAAAACUAGUUGGAGUUUCUAGGCCUGCUGGGUUAAACAUUCAUUCAUCUCAGAUGGCCGACAUGGUCUCUAGAACUAGUUCGAACCUGGUCCAUUCAGCAAAUGCAAACAGCCUAAACUCAGAGAAAACGAAGUUCCCUGAGAAUUCAAGUUCAAUAAAUUUCAAUGGUGCAUUGCCAAAUUCUGUGAGCGAGGCAGUGGAGGCCCCAAGACCUGUAGACCAACCUCAACCAACUUGGCAAGGGUUAUAUCCAAAAUCAAAACCAGAUUCAGGCUCAUCACCACAUCAGAAAUCGGAUGCUGUCCCACCUGACUUGAAUGUCAGAUACCAGUCUCCAGGUUCUCCUAGUUCUGGUCGCAUUGAUUCAGCACAGCCAGAUUUAGCUUUGCAGCUCUAAGAAAUAGUAGAGCUAUUUUUAUUUUUUUUUGCUUCUCGGAUGAUUAAGUUAACCAUAGAGUGGUGCCAAUGCUUCUUGACUGUGGUUUGGUAUUGAAUCCCAAACCACUCAAUCAGGAUUCAAGCGUUGGCACCAGCACAGAACACUAGAGUGGUGGGCUUGGCAUUUGUGCUCCUAGGGAUUAGACCAAGUCAAGGUCUCCUCAAUAAGGAUCCAUCUGAGCCACAGCUAACUGUACUGUAAAAUUGCAGGUUGUUUCUGUACAGAUUAAUGUAUCCUGAUUCAUAGAUUCCUAAGCUUAAAAAAGGAUUUCACUUGUAACCUUGGAAACCAAAGAAACCAUGAUGUUCCUAGAA
Populus nigra (black poplar) is the source of this 2746-nucleotide messenger RNA. RefSeq lists its product as uncharacterized. The transcript has 9 exons. The coding region runs from base 93 to 2390 and encodes 765 amino acids. Gene Ontology annotation, molecular function: protein binding. NCBI's taxonomy places the organism in Eukaryota, Viridiplantae, Streptophyta, Magnoliopsida, Malpighiales, Salicaceae. The record is from RefSeq and is a predicted model, not a curated record.